Molecule: messenger RNA, 1251 nt
Organism: Phymastichus coffea
Lineage: Eukaryota; Metazoa; Arthropoda; Insecta; Hymenoptera; Eulophidae
Exons: 4
Coding region: 122-868 (248 amino acids)
Source: RefSeq, a predicted model, not a curated record
AAUAAGAAACCAUAGUACGUGGGCGAGAGAGGGAGAGAAAGAGCCGGUCUGAGGAACCAUUCGAGCAUGCAUAUCAAGGAGUAGAGUUUAGUUUUGAUCUGGCUACUCAACUGCGGAGACCAUGCCUUGGAAACUCGUAAUUCUGCUCACGUGCUCGAGCUUUUUGCGAGCUUUCGCCGAGGAUUACUUCGUCGUGCCACCGAAUCAUCGGCUGAGCGACCAUGGUCUGUUCAAUUUUUACUACUACGUGCCAACGAUCGCCAACGAGCAGCCAAAGAGAUUCCGGACGGGACGUAGGCCGGCGCUACGCAUGAUGCCGCCCAAUCCGAAUGCGGUGUCCAAUUAUGCUGAUUAUUAUGGACUCCCUGUUGCCGAGAUGGACGACGGAGUGCCCUAUAAUCACAGACCUUAUCCUGCGACCGUCAACCAGAAUCCGAAGGACAUGCGUGACGAAAGACCUACCUACACCAGGGAACACGAUCCUUUUACUGCUCAUUCUGUACAGUCUGAAACUGGGAAAUCUCAAGAAUUCAAAAUGAACAGGAAGAAAAAGUUGAAUAAAAGGCCGGCAGAAGCGUUAGAAUUGUCAUCUGAUGGCGAUAGAGUUGAAUUUCAAAUUCAAGGACAUGAAGGUCCGGCAACUUACGUCUUUGGCUAUGAUACAGGUGAUGGGGAAAAUCGACAAUAUAGAUUAGAAGAGAGAUUGCCAGAUGGUUCAGUUAAAGGACACUAUGGCUACUACGAUGCGAGAGGAAAAUUAAGAACAGUUAGAUAUUUAGCUCAACCAGAUAUAGGAUACACAGAAAAGCAUCACGAAUCAAACAAAGUUUCAUCAGAGGAAGAAGAGCAAGAAAAGAAUCAAAAUUGACUAAAUACAAUACAAUGGGAGUUAAAGGGUUAUUUACUAUAACAAUAACAAUAUUUUUUUAUGCUGGUGUCAUAGUAGAAAGUUAAAACAAAAAUAUAGGAAAUCUUAUGAUCACAAUGAGUAUUUUCUCUAAGCUACGUAAAAAAGAAUCUGCCUUUUGGUUGCUUGUGUUUGUGUAUGAUAUCAAUUAACAUAACAAACGCCAUUAUAAGUUUUAAAUCGCAUAAUCGUAGCGUAAAGAUUAAGAAAAAAAUCAUCUUCUCAUUUGCGCGUCACUAUAAAAUGAAUAGGCUCUUAUUUUGCUUUUUUUGUUUCUGCUGCUCCAUACGACGAGCUCUUGCUUAUCUCCGACAUCUCGAUGGUUUUAUUCAUUAAUAUAAAAA